Puccinia triticina is the source of this 495-nucleotide messenger RNA. RefSeq lists its product as uncharacterized. The transcript has 2 exons. The record is from RefSeq and is a predicted model, not a curated record. Bases 1 to 495 code for a protein of 164 amino acids. NCBI's taxonomy places the organism in Eukaryota, Fungi, Basidiomycota, Pucciniomycetes, Pucciniales, Pucciniaceae.
AUGUCGCCGAUUGUCCACGUUGCAAGAGUUACUGGAGGCGCUAAUUUGCAUCAAGUGGAAUCGCGCUGGAUCAACCAACCAUCCUCAUCUGUCACUUCUUCCGAUGGAAAAUCGGACAAACCAUCCACGUUAGUUCGGGCAAGCACGCCUUCAAAAUAUCUGAGGCGAAGGGGAUUGGUGCCGAACGGAGCGAACCUCCAAAUUAAUGUUCCGUACAAGAACAGUACGGUGUCGUCCUCUUCCUCAACAAUUACAUCACCCACGUCGGUAGCAACUAGCUCGACCAUCUUUUCAAAUUCUUCAACCGUUCAUCAAGAUACGCCAUGCUUACCGAAUCUCACGGAAUGCAAUCUAGCCAAAUUGAUGAAGCAACUCAACCUUUUGGGGCGUUCACAUCAUAUCGAUCGCUCUCUUGACCUUACCCCCCAAACUGCGAUAGAAGUCUCGUAUUUUUCUGAUGGAUCCAGUACCCAUUGCGACUCGGACUUUGAAUGA